UCUCGUCUAGUCUAAGUAUGCGAGACUCAUAUUCAAUCUAAUCAGAGAAGGAAACAGAAAAACUAUGUUUCUAAAAAAAUAUGAAGACCGAAAGAAGAUGGCUCUUCAUCAGUGUCCCCUUCCUCGGUCGUGUCCUCUUUUCAGAGGGUUCCGUAUUGAGAAGCUCAACCUCCAGAGGAACAAGCGCAGCAGCUCGUGAAGCACUCAACUGCGUUUUGUGUUUGGAGCCGUUGUUGGCCUCUACUGAUGGUGCCAACUACGCAGAGAACGGGAACUAUGUAGCGCGCGAACACCCUCUACAUGCCUUCCUUGCUCCUCGAAGUGUUGAGCAAGAAGCCCGAAGCACAGACAGUAGUAGCACUACUCUCGAACGUGGUCAAGAUUUAGAACAUAGUAUUAAUCUUUCUUCCACCUCACUCGGAAGUACUACAAUUACAGCUACUAGCGUAGGACAAGAUUUAGAGCAUAACCCAUUGCAGUUGUCUGCUGAACAGAUUAAGCCGUUGAAGGUUGUCACUGUGCGCGAGAGUCCGGCAGACAGGAGCCGUUCUGUCGGAAAUGCCGAGUCUUCUACGAUGAGCAUUAGGAUCGGUGCCGAGUCCGGUCUUUUCUCUCCCUUGUGCGAGGAUAUUCGCGCUCUGCCUGGAUGUCAACACCUUUUUCACAAGAAGUGUCUUGGGAAUCACAUGAAGUUUGUCGCGAAAGAAAUAAUAAAACAGAAGAAUCGAAAUUUACGAGGACGGCGGCAUGCCGGUCACCAUCAAGGGACGUCGAAUGAUAUUGACUCCUGUGCUGGUAUGCACACUUAUCAGUGUCCGCUCUGUCGAAGGGAGAGCAGUCUGGAAAUUACAUCGGUGGAUCCUCGGGAAGCUGAGGCUCCUGUGCCCGAUGCGGCCUCCAGCGACGAUGAUUCUGCCUCACCAAGCACGACCACGCAUCAGCAGGAGAGUCCGUAUAGAGCAGGACUACAAGGCACAUCUCUAGAAGUAAUUGGUGAAAUAUUACAACAGAGUCAGAGUCUUUGCUGUUGUUGUUUUGCUGGACCAGCGUCGUCAUAUCAAAGUGCUGCAGCGCAGUCAAGCUUAGUAUCAUCCCCUUCACCUGCAGCAGCACCAGGCCAUCAACAUGAAGAAACUGAAAGAUCUUUCGCUUGCUCUACUUAAGGCUCCACAAAACCCGACAACCCCACUUCUUAAAGUUGUACUUCUCAAUAAAGGUAAAGCACCCUACCUACGACUAGGUGGAUCCCGUUCUUAAAGUACUGCGCUGGUAGUAUCGGGAUCCUUUCACGGGAUGGGUUAAGGGUAGCGCUAAUCUGCGCUGUCUUCUUUAUCGACUCGAGCUUUCGACAAAGCCAUUUCUGGUGCCAGUGCCUGCUUGCCGAAUCUUGCAGUGGACACGCUGAAGCUCUUGCGUCGUCCACCAGUAGCUCUAACAUGUUUUUCAUGGGCCCAGGGUGUGGUGAUACUUACGGCAGGCACAGAAGUUGAAGUGUAAAGUUGUACCUGUAGCUCGUACUUGUACUUGAAUCAGACAGCAUGGGCGACACUUGAUGAAGAAGUUAAAGUUUAUCGGUGGAUCCUAUGUAUGCUUGAAUCCGAGGCAUACGUUUUACAGGGAGGACAACAUUAAGUGACUUUUCUUCUCCGGUGACCAAGAUCAACAUUUUCUAACAUACCUUGCCUAGCCCUGUGCAGGUGCCCGGAGCUCGCGUGCUCGUGCUGUGUCGGGUGUUAUUGCUACUGUGGUGCUAUCUGUUGCGAGCUAUGGGGUCGAUAUCACAGAGAGGACUCAUCUGAUGACUUUUAUUCUCCUGCAAGUACAGCCGACGACACAACAGAUGUUGGACGUCAGAGAAGUGAAACAGGUACAGGAGGUCGUGGAAGUACAGAAAGAAGCUCGACAUCCACCACGUCUCAAGUUUCAUCCUCAUCUACAUCUUCAAGUUCAACCUCCAGCAGGGAGCCACUACCUGACGUUGUGUUGACUAUAUUAAGCCAAGAACCUGCUGCUUUCGAAGGACUGAAUACUGAUGAUUUGGCACGUCUUUCUUAUUUAAGUAGAUCAAGCGCAAGAGGUACUUCAUCUGCCUCUACGCCAGCUUCAUCAUCUUCUUCUAGUCCUCAGCAACGACCCAGAAUAGCUGCAGCAACUACACCAAUAAGAUGGACCAUACCCAUAGCACAUCAAAGAAACGGAAGGCAAGCCUCUAGAGGACGUACAGCCGGUAGAGGCCGUACAGCCAGAGGAAGAGUCGGAGGAACUAGCACACCAUUACUCGCGAUAUAUGAUUAGGGCUCAAAAUAUUUCAUUUCCACAGGUUCUUUUCUUUAGUCAGAACCCUAAACCCUAAAUCCUUCUUGGGAGUCAGAAGAACUGGAACGUAGGAAAUGCAACGUUAUGAGCUCUAAUAAGAAGCAGGGGAAUCGUCAGAAGAUUCUGGUGGGGAGGAGGUUAAUUGA
Messenger RNA from Amoebophrya sp. A25, 2462 nucleotides. Lineage: Eukaryota; Dinophyceae; Syndiniales; Amoebophryaceae. The record is from the annotation of a GenBank genome assembly.